This is a messenger RNA of Daphnia magna, 1043 nucleotides long. RefSeq names its product ADP-ribosylation factor-like protein 6-interacting protein 4. Bases 361 to 963 code for a protein of 200 amino acids. The transcript has 3 exons. The record is from RefSeq and is a predicted model, not a curated record. NCBI's taxonomy places the organism in Eukaryota, Metazoa, Arthropoda, Branchiopoda, Diplostraca, Daphniidae.
UAGAAUAUGAUCUAUGACUCGGGCGAAGUCAUCCCUAAAUUCCUAUUUUCAAUAUUUAUAAUUUACUGAUUUUGGAAGAACCACGUUAGGUUUGGCAAAGAUGGCUAGUUUUUUUUUGUUUUAUGCCUAGUGCAGUCAUGCAAUAAUAGAUGGUUGGGUUAUUUGGGUAGUUCGCCUAGUAUGUGCAGUUGCGAAGAAACUUUGUUGCCAAACCCAAUGUGUUAGCGUGUUAGCAAAGUAAACAUUGUUUUCAAAACAUUCCCGGAAGCCUUUGCAGAACAGGCUUGGUAUUAUCCAAGAACAUAAGCUUCCCCAAAUUUUAAAUUUUAAAAACUUUGCUGUUUUGUGUUCGUCACAGCAAUGGAUGGUGCUGUAGCGGAUAGAUCUCGAUCUUCCAAGUGUAGUAUAGAUAAUCAAAUAAGAAAGAAAAAAAAGAAGAAAGAUAAGAAAACAUCUCGAAGAAAGCAUUCUAAAUCGAACAGCCGUAAACGUCAUGUCUCUACUUCUUCGGAAUCUUCUAGUGGCUCGAGCUGUAGCUCAGAAUCAAGCAAAGAAGAGAAAGCAAAGAAAAGGAAGAAAAAGAAUAGAAAAACCAAAUCAAAGAAAGAAAAAACCAAGGAAGAAGCUAGUAAUAGCAAAACUGUAGUUGAGAAAAAACCAUUAACUGUUCCUGAGCAUGCAGUUAAACUACCUAUUCCAGAUGUUGGACCACAUAUCGACUUAAAUUCAUCAAAAGUUAGAGCUCCAAUGACUAAAGAAGAAUAUGAAAAACAACAAAACACGCUGAAAAGGGUAGUAGAUCCUGAAACUGGGAGGAAAAGGCUGAUCCGUGGUAGUGGUGAAGUGGUGGAAGAAAUUGUCAGUAGAGAAAGGCAUCAAGCUAUUAACAGAAAAGCUACAAUUGCAGAUGGUAACUUUUUCCAGGCUCAGGCUAACUUGAAGGCUAGAUCAUCUUAUGACUGAUUUUUUUUUUCUUAUCUUGUUAUAAGCAUAAAAUAAUUGUCUUUAUGAGAUGGCAUAAUUGAAUAAAGAUUUUACUCACA